Molecule: messenger RNA, 379 nt
Organism: Racocetra fulgida
Lineage: Eukaryota; Fungi; Glomeromycota; Glomeromycetes; Diversisporales; Gigasporaceae
Source: the annotation of a GenBank genome assembly
GCUUGAUGAAACCCCAACUAUUAUAGUAAAUGGUCAAGAAAUCGAUUUAACUCUCCGUUCAAUACAACUUGGAACAGAAUUUGUUCUUGGGACACUUGCACGUGUAAAGGAAAACAAUAAUCUUUCAUCUUGGCUUGAAAUGCUAAAAACACGAUUUCAAACGCAUUUACCUGCAUGCCAAUGGUUCAUUAACAGGAUCAUCGAACAUAGUCCAAAUUAUUUGCAACAAAUCCUUAUGUCAUGCUAUGUGCAAGAUGUUAGGGAGCAAAUAGUUGACUUAAUAAUUUUUGUUCUGAAAACGCUUCGUAAUGGCAAUUUGGAAGCUUAUGGUUUGGAGCUUAUCAUCGAUGACAUUGACAUUUCUGAUUCAACUAUGAAU